AUGAACUCCUGCAGACUUCCAAUCAGCUCUCCUAUUAGCCAAGUUUCCCAACAAAGCAACCAAAGCCAUAACAGUCUGCGCAAAAAUUCUCGGCGACCCAAACUUGUCGAUGGGGAUACCCUUCUCCAUUCUGGAGUAUGGCAAGAUCAAAGAAGCCGGCGUGGCCAAACUUCCAUCACACAUCUAAUGAACAUCACCUUAUCUCCACUAUCUCAUGAACAAGGAAGUAGCCGUCCUAGAGGACUCAGAAAAAGCAAUAAUUAUGGCAUCAGCUCUAGUCAUCGCUCAAGCGACAAAGCGAGGUACAUUCACGCCAAUUUUCGUUUCAUUGUAAACCCCCAAAACGAAUACAAGUCUCAAGUUAUAGAUUCUGACCAGCCACUUGAUUGGAACUGUAUCUUGCAGCUACUAGCUUCACCAAUAUUACAAGAGAUCUCAUGUCCAAUAUGCCUCUCACAUCCUGCCGCGCCAAGAAUGGCAAAAUGUGGCCAUAUUUUUUGUCUACCUUGCUUGAUUCAUUACAUGCAUUCGACCGACGUCGUCAAAUCCAACUUCGAAAAAAAAGCUCAUUACAAACAAUGCCCGAUCUGCAAUGACUCAAUGUCUAUCUUAGAAACUAAGCCGGUGAGAUGGUACAUCGGACAAGAGGUUUCUCAACUUCAUGAAGGCGAUGAAAUUAUUCUACGACUUAUGACGCGAUAUCCACAUAGUACCCUUGCAUUGCCUAAAGAUAGUGCAGAGACUGCCGCAAAACACAAUGACAUACCUUGGUAUUUCGAGAUGGAUGUUUUAGAUCACGCUCGAGUCAUGAAAGGUACUGAAGAUUACAUGAUCGAACAGCACAAUACCGAGAUCGAAAUACUCCUUCUUCGAGAGAAAGAAGACUCUUUGAUAUUUGGGGAGGAUUCUGAAUGGACCCAAAAAGCUAUUUCAGCAAUUAAAAAGGAUAAAGAAAAUGUACAUGGACUAGGUAACCCUUCAUCAUCUUUUCGAAAGCAGAAUUAUGAUGAGAACAAGAAAAAGCUUAAGAAUACCUCAACAAACAAUUCGGAUAAUUCCAGCGCUGAAUUUGACAACCGAAAAUAUGAGGAUUACCCUAGUAAUGCCAAUUGCGAUGAAAAAAAUAAAAUUAGGACACAAACAGAAAAAAAAAAUAAGCAUCAUGACCUCGCACAUCAGAAAAUUGUUCAGGACGAACGACGUCAUCUCGAGACGCCCUACUACUUUUAUCAGACCCUUCCUAAUUAUUUUUUGGCGCCUCUUGAUAUUCGAAUCUUGAAAACAGCUUAUGGCACUUUUGAGUCAUUUCCUUCCAUCCUUCUUUCUCGCAUCGAAAACAUAGCAACUGGAUAUAAUGUUGAUACUGAUUUAAAGAAGCGGAAAAAAUAUCUAUCCCAUCUACCUAUUGGCUGUGAUAUAUCCUUUAUUGAGUGUGAUUGGACUAGUUUUAUUUGCCCUGAAAUUUUGAAACAGUUUGAAGAAGAAAUAAGGAGCCGACGGAAAAGAAAUCACGAAAAGACGACACGAGAAGACCAGGAUAGACUUCGUGCCGAAGAAUUCAAUGAAAUUUCUCAAUGGGGGGUAAAUCCAGCUGCACCUUAUGGUGAUGAACUAGCCGAACUUCAUCAACAAAACUUUCAAGCAAUGAAAGAUUCUUCUAUCGAUAAGUUGGAGGCCUUACAUGAUUUACCAUCGAUAGGUUCCAGUAAAGUGAAAACAGUAUGGGGUACAUCGCUCGCUGCACCCACAUCUCUACAAAUCUCUUCACCCGAACCCCAAGAAGAUAGUGAUGAUGGAUGGCUGAACCCCUGGCAAAAUGAGCGACUUGCAAACCAUUUGAAUACUACAACUGAGAACCUUUCGCAAACAGAAGAUAAUUAUGGAAAUAACUCUACUGCCGGAACUUGUCAGAGUAAGAAGAAGAAGACCAAGAAGAUACUGUUAAUGAGCACUACUCCAAGGAGGGCUGCUUAA
Molecule: messenger RNA, 1974 nt
Organism: Blumeria graminis f. sp. triticale
Lineage: Eukaryota; Fungi; Ascomycota; Leotiomycetes; Helotiales; Erysiphaceae
Source: the annotation of a GenBank genome assembly